CAUACAUGGACAUUGUAAUCUAUGCGUCUUUGUCUGGACUUAGUAACGGCAUUACUACUACACUUACUGCAAGCUAUUUGCACAGAGUGCAAUGAAGCAGAACCUUUUUGUCUUGCUCAGCAGAUGGCAAAACAAACUCAUUUCUUUAUUUACUAUUUAUGGCCAUGUAUCACUGCUGAGAAACUGAUAUUCAGAAGCAUUAAUUUAUCAUAGCCUACUUUUGAUUUGAUUUAAAUGAGCUGUAUUUUGUAACUACAAGUUGUAGUUAUGGUUUGGCGCAGAAUGUCAAGGCUACAAAGAAACAUAAUUUCUAUGUCCUUAGCUGUUGGUGUAGUUGUCUCUAUUUACAUAUUAUUACACAGAAAAACUUCAACAGGUAGACAAGAUCCAAUGAAUCAACCUCCAUGGGGACAAAUAGGUGUGGAUUAUUUUCAUUUUGAGAAUGAUGUACAGCAGAGAAACGGAAAUGUUGGUGGCAAGAAGGAUGAAACCGUGAUUGAUGGUCCUGGUGGUCCAGACAUAGCGAAUCAGGGCGAUCAAGAUAACAGGGUUGAUGAACCUGUGAUACACCAACCAGCUGGUGGUGAUGAUGAUGACGGUGAAGAUGAUAAUGUUGAUAAGAUUGCCAAUGAACGACCAAACAAAAGUCAACCAAAAUAUGGCCCACAAAAUGAGAAGCAGGAAGCCAUAGUGGCUGCCUUUAAGCAUGCUUGGAAGGCUUACAAGGCAUAUGCAUGGGGGCAUGAUGAGUUAAAGCCAGUCUCCAAGUCCUGGAAUGAAUGGUUUAACCUAGGCUUGACGAUAGUGGAUUCUUUAGAUACUAUGAUCAUUCUAGGCCUUGAAAAAGAAUUCAAAGAAGCAAGAGAUUGGGUUGCUAACGAUAUGAACAUCAAACCACGCAAGGAUGUGAAUUUGUUUGAAACGACGAUACGAGUGUUAGGGGGAUUAUUAUCAGCCUACCAUUUAUCUGAUGAACUAGUAUUCUUGGAAAAAGCUAAGUUACUUGGAGAUGAAUUAUUACCAUGUUUUAACAGCAAGUCCAGCAUACCUUUUGCUGACAUUAAUUUAAUGACUGGGGUUGCUAAAGCGCCCAAAUGGGGUCCAGAUAGCACAGUUUCAGAGGUUACAACCAUACAGCUGGAGUUCAGGGACCUGAGUUUUACAACAGGUGAUAUGAAGUAUAAAAAAGCAGUUGAUAAAGUUAGCAAGCACAUUCACAAUCUACCGAAGGAAAGUGGUCUUGUUCCCAUAUUCAUUAAUGCAAACACUGGUCAGUUCCGUGCUCGUUCAACCAUUACAUUUGGCGCCCGUGGAGAUAGUUAUUAUGAAUAUUUAUUGAAACAGUGGGUUCAGACAAGCAAAAGUGAGCAAAUGUUUGUUGAUGACUAUCUAGAAGCUAUGGCAGGAGCCAAAGAGAAAUUGGUGCGGACAUCUGAACCAAAUAAAUUAACUUUUGUUGGAGAAUUGUUAAGUGGAGAUCGUUUUUCUGCAAAAAUGGAUCACUUGGCUUGUUUCCUGCCUGGAACGCUAGCCCUCGGUUACAAGAAUGGACUAGAUGAAUGGCAUCUACAACUAGCAAAAGAUCUUAUGCACACUUGCUACCAAACAUAUGCAUUUACUGCGACCAAAUUAAGUCCAGAGAUUUCUCAUUUUAAUAUGGUACCAGGGGCACGUACAGAUGAUAUAAUUAUUAAGCCUGCUGAUGCACACAACUUACUACGCCCUGAAACAAUUGAAAGUCUACUAUACUUGUAUCGUAUAACAGGUGAUAAAUUUUACCGUCAAUGGGGCUGGGAGAUAUUCCAGGCAUUUGAGCGCCAUACAAAAUUACCCUACGGCUAUUCAUCAAUAAGCAAUGUUCAAAAUGCAAAAAAUCCUGGAAUUCGUGACAAAAUGGAAAGUUUUUUCUUAGGGGAAACCUUAAAGUACCUUUUUUUGUUAUUCAGUGAUGAUAAAGAUUUAUUUCCCUUUGAAAAAUAUGUAUUUAAUACAGAAGCCCAUCCUUUACCAGUUCGUGAUUUCCUGGGGAAGGCAGUGCAAUAAAUCAUGUUUAUAUAAAAUUUUAAAAUUUAAAAGAUAUGGAGGUAUUUAUUUUUACGUCUAUAAACGAAAAAUCCUUUUGCUACUCAUGAUAUCAAAAAAAGCAUGUGGACUACGAGAUCUCGCAAGGAAAGUAGUGUUUAUUUCAGAAGUAAUAAAGUAUAUUUCUUACAAGGAAUGGGGUAAUUUCACAAGGAAUAAUGUACAGUUUAUAUCUUACAAGGAGUACUGUAUACAGUUUCACAUAGAGUGAGGUAUUUAUUGCACAAGGAAUUAGGUAUUUAUUUAAUUAGGACUGUUGUAUUUAUUAGGGAAUAAGAUUCAGUUUAUAUCUCGCAAGGAAUACUGUAUAUCACAUAGAAUGAGGUAUUUAUCUCGCAGGGAAUUGGAUAGAAUUUAUCUAACAAGAACCGAGGUAUUUAUUUCAUUUAUGUAGCAAGAUGAUAUACAGUAUAUCUCACCUAGAUAUUUCAGUGUAUAGGGUAUCUAUCUCACAAGAAAUGAAAAAAAAAUAUGUCUUUCAAUGAAUGAGAUCCAGUGAUCGUUUUAGAAGGAAUAAAAUGUUCAUUUUUCAAGAAAUAAAUAUUUAUUUCACAGAGAAACGAGAUAAAUAUCUCACAAGGAAUGAGAUAUUUAUCUUUCAAUGAACUAAAUGCUUAUCUCACCAAGAAUGAGAUUGUUGUCUUUCAAGAAAUUAGAUCCUUAAGAAAUGAAAUACAGUAUUUCCUGAAGACAUGGAUUGUUAUCUUGAAAAACCUCGUAUGUUCUCAUAUAAAGACUGGUAAUGAAAUUUCAUUAUUUUUUCAGAUUUUAUAAUUUGUAGUGAAAACAUUUAAAGAAAUUAUGUUUCCAAAAAGGAUGCUGUACUCCAAAGAAUUAAGGAAAAACAUUUUUUUCCAUCAAAAAUUUAAAAUAUUUAUUAAAGCAAUAGACAAUCUUUUAAAUAGAUAAUUACUUCAUUAAGAUUGAGUGAAACUGCAAUAGCCGAUUCACUGUACAGAAAAAUGUUACAUGCCUUCCAAGCUAGGGAUGACUUGCUAACGUCACCUGCACAUUUCGUUCAUACGAAUGCGUAGGUGAGGUGAGCAUGUGUCGCAUGUAAAAUCUGUUUAACACUGUAUAUCAGUUGUUUAGCAAGGUUUGUACUUACUUGGGUGAAGACAACUGUAUCUUGUUAUUCAGUAAUAGCUUGGGGAGCCUGUGUAAUAUAUAGCUCAUGUCCUUUGUAACAUUUUUUUGUGUGUGGAUGGUGUACAAUAUAACAAUGUAUAUUAUUUAUAGGGGAAAGUAUACAUGUUAUAAACAAAACAAUUUAAUUAUGAUGCCAUAUAGAAAGAGCAAUGUACACUCAAUUUGUAUGGUUAAAUCUUAAUGAGCAAAAUGUUUUUUCAGUGCAGACUUGUUAACAUCUGCACUGUGAAAUAAGCACUGCAAGCCUACUCUAUAUAUUCAAGGUGGAUUAGGUGCUAUAUAAAUUUCAUGUUAUUGUUAUGUUAUUAUUAUUAUUAUUGUUGAUAUUAUAAUUAUUAGUAGAUUAGCAAGUACCUAUUUUUUAUGUAUAAGGUGAAUCUUGAUAAACUAGAAUGAGUGAAUCUUAUAUCUCUUAAUAGAGAAAAAUCUUACAUAUUUCUUUAUAAUAUUAAUUUUCUUUAUUACAAGAAAAUUGAAUAAUCUGCCUUGCAGAUGUUAAAUUCCAUUUAAUAAGUGAGUUAUGGGGUCAUUCAUAUUUUUAUAAUUUUCAAGGGAGUUCAAAACAUAACUCUUUUUUGCGGCCAUCAUCAUUAUUUUAUUUUUUUAAAGAGAGUAUAUACACAGUUGACCUCCUCCCCUAGCAUUGGCCUAUAUUGUAUAUUCUUGUGAAAAUGAUGAGAAAAUGUAUAACAUGUAACAUUUCAGGUAUUUAAAUCAGCAUUCAUUUUUACAAGAAAUUUUUAAUAGCUUUGGUACUGAAAAAAAUAUAUAAUGAGUGUACAGAUUUGAGAUGGCAUUUUAUUAUAUUCAUAAGAAACUUAACGUUUUUGAAAUAUACUGUAUAUUUGUAAUUUAAAUGUAAUGUAAUGAACUUGCUAUGAUACUAAAUUUUAGGUACUGUUUGGCCUUUUUAUAUUUGAUAUGAUCAAUUUUCUCUCCAGUUGCUCCCUCCUUACUCUUCUCGCUUUCCUCCCUCAUAAUUUACCGCUGCCACAUGUUACUCCUCUCCGAUCCCCCAUCCUGUCUCCACCACCUUAUCAUUUAAUUCAUUAAUAUAUAUAUACAGUAUAUAUAUAAUGUGCCUUUUUAUUCAAUUUAUUUACUUAUGGCAUUGAUUUAGGUCAAAAAAGGGUUUGUGUUGCCCAACAUGAUUGAUUAAAAAUGUUUUUUUUUUUUUUUUAAUAUAUAUACUUUUUCUAUAAGAUGAGUUCAAUAUACUGGUAUAAUAUAAAAAAAAUGCCUUUUCAAACUUCUAUUAAGUAAUUAGAUACCUUGCCCAUAGAUUUUAACCAUUGGCUACCAUUAUACCAGCUAAAUAAUGCAUGGACAUAAACAUCGCUUGGCCUUUUUGUCUUUGGGAUGUGAUUACAAGUGAAUAGAUGAAAGAGUGAGUAAGAGUUGCAUAUUUCUUUUAUUUAUAAAUGAGGAUUUUGUAGGUAUGUGUUUUUUUCCACACAGUUAUGUUGCAUUCAUGACAGCAUAUCAACAUACACAACUUUUAUCUACUUAAGUAUUUGUAUAUUAACAACUGAAUUGUAAUGAAUAGAGAAUAAAUUGUAAUGAGUUUCUUAAAUCUAACUAUUACCAUUAUUUGGAUAAGAUAUAAAAAAGUCAUUUGCUUUUAGUAUGUGUAAUUAUUUUAUAAUGUAUUCUCUGCUGCUAUAGCAACACCAGGGUUGUGCCCUCCUGCAAUCGGUAUAUUUGAUCAUGUACUGUACCAACCAUUCCUUCAUGGUAUGCUGUACCGACUACAAGGUUGUGUCCUGCAAUUAUUUGACCAUGUGAGUACAGUACACUAGUAUGUAUGCUAGCUCUACACCAAGUUACUACAGUCAUGGAGGAUAUUUCCUCCAUGCUACAGUAAAGGACUGCCUGGAAUCAAUAUAAUUGAACAUCUUGGGAAUACAGUGUAUGAUUACUGACAAUGAAACAGUUCACUUCAAUCAGCUUAGUUGUUGCUCUGGAUUUGUGUAGUAUUUUUCUUAUAAACAUCAUUUGUAAUACAAUGUUAGUUUACAUUGCUAUUCUUAUUGGGUUAUCUCAUGCUAUCUUAGGUGAGACUUGGUUAAUCAAUUUAAAAAGUUCUCUGGGGGUUUUUUUACUCAAAAAUUAGUUAUAGAUUUGGAUUAUAUUGAUUUAAAAUUUUAUACUUUUUGUUGAUGUUCCAUUAAAUUAUUUUUUAAAUUGA
This is a messenger RNA of Anneissia japonica, 5419 nucleotides long. RefSeq names its product endoplasmic reticulum mannosyl-oligosaccharide 1,2-alpha-mannosidase-like. The transcript is spliced from 10 exons. Bases 268 to 2043 code for a protein of 591 amino acids. The record is from RefSeq and is a predicted model, not a curated record. Gene Ontology annotation, cellular component: membrane; endoplasmic reticulum. Gene Ontology annotation, molecular function: mannosyl-oligosaccharide 1,2-alpha-mannosidase activity; calcium ion binding. NCBI's taxonomy places the organism in Eukaryota, Metazoa, Echinodermata, Crinoidea, Comatulida, Comatulidae. Gene Ontology annotation, biological process: N-glycan processing; carbohydrate metabolic process.